AUGACAAGUGUUCCACUUCCGGACGGCUUGACGUGUGCAUUGCUGAAGGAGGCGAAGGGUGCGGAGGUCGCAUUCUGGAUCGGUCAGGCCAACACCGCUGCAGGGAAGAGGGUUGUGACGAAGAACGGCCAUAUCGACGAGCAGCGGAAGAGGCUCACAAACUACUAUGGCCUCGACCUUUUGGCUGAGGAUCCAGUUGUCGCUGCUGUCGUGCCGAAGACACACGAAGACCAUAUCAAGCAACGCCAGUUCAGCUGGCUCCAGGAGCUCGGGGAAGAGUGGAGCAGCGCGGCCGCUUGUGGAAAGGAAUUUUUCCUAUCCGACGGAUCUUCCGGUACGUCGUCUUCUGCGUUCCUGAACUCUCGACUGAUGUGUUUUAUGAGCCCUACUAGUAUGUUUCUCCCGUUUCUCGUGCUGAUCUCUCAGCAAUUGCAGGUGCUGGUGCCCACCACAUCAAUGGCUCAGUCUGUGCACCCUGUCACGAUCUUUGCCCAACCUGGGUCAAUGCCACUCGUACUUCGAGGGGACGGCUCAGCACUUCCUCCAUUUGUUGCACCCAACCAUACUGCCACCGUGCAGAUGUCUCCUGGCUCGUCGGUGCCACUUUUCACCGAGGCUCCUGUUGUCCUGCCCCGCACUGUCAAUGACGUGGCGGUACUCAACAGCUGCCAGCUUGACAUGGAGAGCAUCCAGCGUGCCCAGGACCUCCGUGACGCUAUUCAACAGGUCGAAGAUGGAACAGUGAGCCGUGUGCGUGAACACUAUGGCCCCCGAGAUGGCAGAGCCACCGACGAGAUGUGGGGGCAUCUCAAGGGCAAGAUCACGAAGCGCGAGCGGCUGUAUGGCCUGCUCGCCGGUGCUUUCAAAGGUGACAAACAUUGCUUUUUUGAAUUUUUCACGGUCUCUGCUGCCUCUGGGAGCAAGAAGCGGCGGGGUGCUAGUGAGCCAACACUGGUAGCAUUGCGAAUGGUUGUCGAAGCCAUCCCUCGCUGUCAGAAGGACUUGCGGGACGAGAGAAGGAAUACCAGAUAUGUUGACCCAGCGAGUGGUGAAUUCUCCGAUGAGUUGUGGAGGGCUGUCUGGGGGGAUAGAAAUGACUGGUAUGUCUGGUGA
Suillus clintonianus is the source of this 1113-nucleotide messenger RNA. RefSeq lists its product as uncharacterized. Bases 1 to 1113 code for a protein of 370 amino acids. The transcript is spliced from 2 exons. The record is from RefSeq and is a predicted model, not a curated record. NCBI's taxonomy places the organism in Eukaryota, Fungi, Basidiomycota, Agaricomycetes, Boletales, Suillaceae.